Messenger RNA from Recurvomyces mirabilis, 921 nucleotides. RefSeq lists its product as uncharacterized. The record is from RefSeq and is a predicted model, not a curated record. The transcript is spliced from 2 exons. Bases 1 to 921 code for a protein of 306 amino acids. Lineage: Eukaryota; Fungi; Ascomycota; Dothideomycetes; Mycosphaerellales; Teratosphaeriaceae.
AUGGGACGCUGCUUCACAUACCUCGCAGCUCUGUGCAUUGGGGCCGGUGGUAUUGCGGCUCAGAGCGUAACAGCGUCGACAUUACCUGCUCUUCCAACGGGAAACUUUAUCAACAACACGCAGAAUGGCGAAUUCACGUGGCCUUCUGGAUCAACCGGCAUUUUCAAUCAAGGCAGCCCGAUGGGCAUCAGAUGGGAAUCACCGUACAACUUGGUCAACAUCUACUAUAUCUGGAACCAGACUGUCAACCAGGCUGUAGUCAAUCAGUGCCAGAUCGUUACCGGCGCCCCCGGUAACAUGUCCUAUGAUUGGGAGGUCAAUUGCGCUAUCCCACCGAAUUGCAACACACAAAACUGUGGCAGUGGGAUCACCGCGGCGCCGUACGUUCUGCACAUAGUCGAUGCCGAUCCGGGAGGUGAUGACAGAACCGGGUUCUGGAGCCGUCAAUUCUACAUACAGGCUCUGCCUGGCUCUUCCUCAUCGUCGGCGACCAGUACACCAACCACAACGAGUAUCAGUAUUAGCUCACCGUCAACGACCGGUCUUGCUGCGGCAGCGGGCUCCGACAGCUCAACAACCUCGCCGCCAGCAGUGUCGUCCUCGUCAGCGACUCAAGCAGCGACAAGCAGCGCCCCACCCAAACCAACAAACAACAGCGUUGCCAUCGGGGUUGGUGUUGGCGUCGGUGUCGGCGGCGCACUGCUACUUGCUGCCGGUGCAUUCUUCCUCUGGAGGCGUCGCGGCCGCGACACGAAGCACAACAGUAAUCAACCACCUCCGUCAUAUCCAGAGAGUAAUUCGACCUGGGGCGCGAAACCCCAGCACUACGGGGCGUCACCGCAAACCAACUCCCGUACAGCCUUUCCAGCGGAAGCUCCUGCUCGAGACCCGCAGGAGAUGGAGGCUCGAGGUUUCAGCUGA